UAGCCUGGCAUGCGUCGUAUUUUCUGGCCCGUUUCGCUGCUGUCCAUACCUCUCUUUUGCAUCAGCAGCACGCGCUCGCUGCCACGCAACAUGUGUCCGAGCCACAGCAACAUCUGAGGGCGGGCGUAUUUGAAAGAACGGCCUUGCCGCCCCAAUGUAUCUCACAAAUCUCACAAAUUUUUCGGGAAGGAAACAACGUGUCGAAUUUUUUUCUGAAUUCAGAAAACUCGUCGUGAAUUUCUCGUGGCUGUUGCUGCCUCUUACGUGCCGUGUACGUGUGCGUGUGCGCGCGUGUGUGUGUGUGUGUAAAGGAGAAAUUAUUUAAAAACCGGUUCUCUUUCCUUUGAAAAUUGUCCGUAUUUUUUUGUCGAAAACCCAAACAAAAUAUAUAAUAAUUCGAGAAGAGUUUGUGCGUUUUUAUCGGGAAGGAAGAUAGACCUCUCACUCACACCACUCUCCAUUCGAUCCGAUCGCUCCGAAAAACGCCGCGAAAACAACAACAAAAUAUAGCAUUUAUUAUUUUUUUCUUGUGCUCCUGCGAAAAAAAAUUGCCAACAAAAAGAAGUGUAAAAGUGUUCCAAAGAGAAAUCCAAGAAUAAAGAGAGCCAAAAUCCAAAGCCAAGAUCAAAGCAAAAGGAAAAAUAUUCAAAGUGCAAGAAAGAAAAGAGUAGAGGCCGAAAAGAAGUAAAAAAAAGUGUGCAAGAAAUACAAGAAACAAAACAAAAAGUUGCAAAAUUUACCGAAAUUUUCGAGGAAGGAAGAAAAGGUAGAACUUACGAGUGGAGUGGAGAACCGCUUAGGUGCAGAGAAAAGUCAAUUCUUAAGGAUGCGCAUCUGUUGGAUGCAGCCAGGUCCUUAGAGAAGAUUUGAGGCGUAAGAAAAGGAGCAGCAAGGAAGAGAAGCAAAAGCAGCUGCAACAGAGUAGCGGCAAGCAAGGAAGAAGCAAGAAGGAAGAACCAAACACAAACAAACAGAUUUCAAGUUUUUUUAAAGUUUGAGCCACUUGCGAGGGUGAGGUACACCGAUUCAGGUCCCGAUUCCUGCUGAAUUAAAGCACAAGCAGCAUCAGCAUCUGGCAGCGUUCGUGGAACGAAAGUGGAAAAAUUCUUCACGAAUUUGAUGAUGCCCCACUACUAGCAGGAAAACCUACACCAAAAUACAGCGAAGAAUCUCCCCCGAGAGACAGAGAGAGAGAGAGAGAGAGAGAGAAGGAAGAGAAGCCAGAGAGAGAAUCCAGAACGAUCGUCGAAGAACCAGAGAGAACAAUGUAUCCGGCCAGUGCCAGCAGCAAUGCAGCGUCUGCAUCCAAAUUUCAGAAUCGUUGCGCAUCGCCACAGUUCGCCAGCUUUGCGCCGCCGCCACCGGGCGACUAUCCACAUCCGCAUCCGCAUCCGCAUGCACACUCGCAUCAGCACCAGACGACAGCCGCGGCCGUGCACAAUGCCCCCGGGGGUGGUGGUGGCGUCGGCGGCUCGAUGCGGCAUCCCAGCCAGCGCUCCACCUCGUCCACGGCAGCGCAUCAAAUGACCCUCAAUCAUGGCGGCCAUGGCCACGGCCACAACCACGGCCACGGCCUGAGCAUGGGGGGCCAUGGCACAGCGGCCACACUGGGCCACCACCACCACGUGGGCUCCCAUCUGAUCUUUCCCGAUGACAUGGACAGCAUCGAGUUCUGCAUGCCAGCAGCGCCCUCUUCCUCGUCAUCCUCAUCGCAGCAGAAUGGCGGGGAGCAGCUGCUGUUGGGCAGCAGCCAUGGGGAGGCAUUUACGGAGCGUCGACGACGCGGACAUAGUCGCAGGAGUAAUCACAAAAUGGACGUAGAACAGCAGGUCAAAUGGUCCCGCAAGAAUAUUGCCGCCACCAUGGAACGCUUUGAGCCCACAACCAACACACAGUCCUCGUCGUCCACAUCAUCGCUGGACUAUGGUUUUGCCGCUGGCGUUAUGACGCCCAGCAGCAGCAGCGCCACACCCUCGCAUGGCGGUGGCGCCUCUGGUGGCGGAAUGUCCUCCACACCGUCGUUGCAUGUGGCCUUCAAUGGGGUCGGCUCGGGCGGUGCCGGGGCAGGUGCAGGGGCCAGCGGUGGGGCUGCUGGUGCAGCUGCCGCAGCGGCACCGUUCAAUCAUGUCUACUCGUACGCCUACUAUGAGCCAGGGGCGGCCAAGUGCCACACGAAUGUGCCCGCCCAGGGAUCCGCACAGGCCCAGGCCAUAGCUCAUGCCCAGGCGCAGGCGCAGGCUCAGGCUCAGGCCCAUGGACAGAUGCAGGCGCCAUCGAAGAGUCCGCCCAGGAACUCCAUACGCGCCCUGUUGGCCAAAAGCUUCCGCUCCAAGUCAUCGACACACAACGGUGGGCAGUCGACUUCGUCGUCGCCGAGCGCCGAGGAUCGGGACAGGCACACGUACACCACACGCUACGGCACCACCGAGAACCUGUACGAGGAGGUCAGUGAGCAGAAGAUCCGCAAGGUGCUCUCCGACAAUCGCAUCGCCUCGUCCAGCGUGGGCAACGUGAAGGAGGAGCAACGCCGCGUCCAGCACAAUCAUUUCCGUGUGCUCGACGAGCUAAAUCUCUCGCUGGAGGCACUGAUUAUGCCCCCAACGCCGCCCGAUAUUAGCCCCAGUCAUGCGAUAGCCGUGGCCGUCGAUGAGCUGGGAUUGGGGCCCAUGAAUGCCCCCUCCAGCAGCGGUGGCAUGGGACAGGCAGGGGCCUGCUCCACCUCCUCCUCCCCUGCGGGAGCAGCGGCGGCGCCAUCCUCACUGGUGGCCAACAGCAGCGGCGGCAGCCAAUCGAAGACCGCCCAGCGGCCACGCCGUGGCGGAUUGCUGGGCGGAGCGGCGGCCAGUGCCAGUGCCAGUGCUGCCUCCAGUUCGGCCUCGCAUGCCAGUCUCGAGAAUCUGUCGAGCACUCUGAACAGCAUGGAGCUGAAGGAUCACCAUCACCAUCAUCACCAGCAUCAUCACCAGCAGCAGCAGCAGCAGCAGCAGCAUCAUCAUCAGCAGCAGCAGCAGCAGCAGCAUCACCAGCAUGGACACACGGGCAGCUGCAUCAAUCCGGAAUUCGAUGAGGGGGAUCUGGACAGCGGAUUCAGUGGCAGUGGCAGCAGCAGCGGUGCCAGCUACAAUGAAAGUUUGCGCUACUACAAGUCAGCCACGCCCACUGGCCACAAUCCCAAUCUCAAUCUGAAUCUCAGCUUGAAUCCCACGCUCCACCAGCAGCAGCAGCAGCAGCAUCCCCUAAACAACAACAACAACAUCAACAACAACAACACAUUGCCCCAUAAUAUUCGCAGCUGCCGCUCGUCGACAGCCUCCGGGACAUCCACAUCGAAGAGCAGCAUGGCCAGCUGCGGCGAGGAUCAAGGCAUCGCAGGAAUGGGCAUGAUGGGCGGAGCAGGAGGUGCUGCUGGUGCUGCCUGUGCUGCUGCUGUGGCGGGACCGACUGCUGCUGGCGGUACUGCUGCUGCCGGCGUGGGUGGUGGCAUGCUGCAGGAGACCAGCCUGGGCUCCCUGUCGCCCUUCCAUUAUCCGCGACGCUGUUCGGCAGAUCAGCAGCGGGCCUCCGGCCGAUCGAUUGCCUCCGGAACGGCGGGUAUGGGCGGCAUGGGCAUGGGCAUGGGCAUGGGAAUGGGUGGAGGUAUAUCCACAGCGGUGGCCAUGUCUGGAGCAGGCAGCUGCAGCCUCAGCAGCAGCAGCAAUGUGGCACUAUCCACCGGAGCGAAACCCAAGAAGAAUUUCUGGACCAUGAAACCGUGAUGCUACAAAAAGGCGCUGCGUCACAUAUGCAAGAAAUGGACUAUUGUCAUGGAAUACAAUUCAAAGACUGCCUCAUGCCAUGCCAUCCACUAUUACCACCAACCCAGCAACAGCAACAGCAUUAGCAGCAGCAGCAGAAG
Molecule: messenger RNA, 3895 nt
Organism: Drosophila obscura
Lineage: Eukaryota; Metazoa; Arthropoda; Insecta; Diptera; Drosophilidae
Product: homeotic protein female sterile
Exons: 7
Coding region: 1266-3755 (829 amino acids)
Source: RefSeq, a predicted model, not a curated record